This is a messenger RNA of Triticum aestivum (bread wheat), 2424 nucleotides long. RefSeq names its product RNA polymerase I-specific transcription initiation factor RRN3. The coding region runs from base 456 to 2213 and encodes 585 amino acids. Gene Ontology annotation, cellular component: nucleus. Gene Ontology annotation, biological process: transcription initiation at RNA polymerase I promoter. The record is from RefSeq and is a predicted model, not a curated record. The transcript is spliced from 16 exons. NCBI's taxonomy places the organism in Eukaryota, Viridiplantae, Streptophyta, Magnoliopsida, Poales, Poaceae. Gene Ontology annotation, molecular function: RNA polymerase I general transcription initiation factor activity; RNA polymerase I core binding.
GAACCGGCGAGGACUCCGCGCCCCUUUCACUCCCCGAGCUUGCCGCACCGCUCGCUCGCCUCCGCGCUUACUGGGCCCUGGAGUUUCUAUGUUCCACUAGGGAUCCCAGGCGUGAUAUCUCUCCCAGGGAGGCGUCAGGGGCGAAGGCCAUGGGGGCGGAGCUGCGGCGCGACGACAUGGCGGAGGCGGCGGUGAAGCCCAUCCGCGACUCCGUGGCGUUCCGGUUCGUCGAGCACGUGCUCCAGUCCGUGCGGAUGCUCGCAUCUUCUUCCCUGGGACUGCUCGGGCAAAGGCAGGGCAUGUAAUGAUCAUAAAGGCAUCCUUCCUAUGAGGAGAAGACGUGGGGUUCUGGGGCCUUAUGGAGUUCUGGACCCCUUGAUAUACCGUGCUCACUUCUGUUGCCUAUUGAAGUUAAUUUGGGGAGCCAGGAUCCACUUCUAGUUGACCCAUAUGACAUGGAUCAAUAUAAUAAGAUGGUAAGCACUCUAGACACUAGCAAGAAAAAGACUCCAGAUGAAGAGGCUUUGUAUGUGACGACUUUGAAGGCAUUGUCAGAAGCAGUAUCCAAAAUAGACAUCACAUACCAUCAUUUGCUUUUGAACAAUAUAUUUACCAUCCGCAUCUGGUACUUGCAAAGAGAUACAUUGGAUGCUUUCUUAGACCUAAUAACCAGAUUGGCUGCAGUGGCAGAUCAGUAUCUCAGAGAAUGUUUGCAGAUGCUUGUGAACAACUUUACACCGCCUCUUGUUCAACGCAAUGAGCUGCCCAGAUGGGCGGUUUCAAGGAAGAAGGACAUUUUUUUUCAUCUGUGCGAGAGUUUGAAAACGAUCUCCGAUACUGUACCCUUAGCACCAAGGAUAUUAAGGGAUAUAAUAGAUCGGAGUAUGCCGAAGUUAUUUGAUAACAAAGCUAAGAUGGUCUCGUUUGUCGAAUGCAUGUUGGGGCUAGAUACUGACAGAAUGGGGGACCUUAUUGGGGCUACAUUGCUGGCGAAAGUUGUGGAUCUACUUACGGAGUUGGAUGUUAAUAUAACCUGGGAAGAUAUUAUUCAAGGGGAGCAUAACAAAGGUAUAUUUGAAAUGGAGCUUGAAGAUUUGAAUGAGGAUGAGGAUGGCCUUGGACAAGCGGGAACAAAGGUCCUUUUUGGAGGAAAUGCAUGUGCCGAAAAGCUUGACAGCUUAAUGGUUGUUGUAUGCGAGCACCUUAAGUCAUGUGCGGAGCGUGGGUACCUAGAUAAGGAAUUUGACAUUCUGAAGGCUAUAUUUCGAGCAUCUGUGCUGAGGGUGCACAGAUCAAAAUUUUGCCAGUUUAUCAUGUUCUAUGCCUGCUCACUGGAUCCUAAAAUCUGUGGUCUUGAAUUUGCUUUUUUUCUUACCGAAAUUUUUUUGAACAAGGAAGAGGAUCCAAUUUCAAGGAUGUCUGCAGUUUCGUAUGUUGGAAGCUAUCUGUCUCGGGCCAGGUUUAUUUCCGCUGAUACGGUUCUUGCUAUACUCAAAAAAAUAGUGGAUUGGUGCGAUGAAUAUUGUGUCCUUCAGAACAGAGGGACCACAGCUAAUCCGAAUCAUCAAAUAUUUUACGGGGCCUGUCAGGCUGUGAUGUAUGUCCUUUGCUUUCGCUUGAGAUCUAUUAUGGAUUAUCCCAAUCUUAAAGCACAGCUUUUUCAAUUGUCUUUUGGAUUUAUCUUGAACCACCGUCUGGAACCUCUAAAGGUGUGCUUGCCUUCAAUAGUAAACGAGUUCCUGAGACAGGCCAAGGAUGCCGGAUUGUUCGCUGCAUCCAUGUAUUCAGCAGCUGAAGAUGCAAUCGAAUCUGAUUUGUCCAGGGCUUUUGGAGGAAUCAACAGACUUGACACCUUCUUCCCAUUUGAUCCUUACCUGCUAAAAGAAUCGGACAGAUAUAUCCGUCCAAAUUUCGAGUUCUGGUCCAUGGUCAAGACGACAUACAGCAAUGACAAGGACGAUGACGACGAUGAGCUGCUGGACCUUGAUGCCCCUGAAAUGAACGUGGGCAGCUUGGACGAUCAUGUCGAGAUAGAUAUCAACAGCGACGACGACGAGCUGGAGUACUCGAUGAACAAGAUGUCUAUAACCCCGCACCACUCCUUCUACCACGGGAUGGCCGCGGACGGUGGUGAUGCUGGCCUCAGCAUGCCCGCGAGGAUCAGACCUUCAGCGAGCCCCCCGUCACGAUGGGCCAUGUCAGGAUCACCGUAGGUUGAAGAGACAGCUGAGCCGACUGUACAACAAGGGUCCUUUGGUAGUUUGUGGAGUAAUGUCAAACGGCCCAUUCACUCGGGUGUGUUAAAGCCCAACCAGGUACGAACUUUUGGGGUUGAAAGUGUUAAGUGCAGAUGUUGUUAGAAGACGGCAGUUGUUGAGUGGCUGUGAGAUUAUACUCCCUCCGUUCCCAAAUACUAAUUCUUUC